Molecule: messenger RNA, 2844 nt
Organism: Chara braunii
Lineage: Eukaryota; Viridiplantae; Streptophyta; Charophyceae; Charales; Characeae
Source: the annotation of a GenBank genome assembly
GCGGGGGUGCUGCUGGUGGGGGAGCGAUGAGCUUGGCUGCUGGAAAUUGUACCGCGUGUCCUCAUUCCUGUGCUUGUUGUCAUGUUGGCCUCAUCGGCAAUGUCGAUGGUGCUAUUGGAGGGUUGGUUGGGGGUGGAGGGUUGGUUGGGGGACCGGUGGUGGGAGGGAUAGUCGGGGGAAAUGGACCAGCUUCAAUCAGCAGCGGAGGGAGCUUGAAAGGGGGACUGUCGCGAUCCCGACGGACACGUUGGUCGCUUUACUUGUCUCGCUUCUUCUCCUCCAGCACGACUCCCCUUCCGGCCUGGUUGGUAUCUUCUCUGACACCCCCUCCCCCUGCUUCCGCCUCUUCCACCUCCUCCUGCUCGUCCUCUUGCUCUUCCUCCUCCUCCUCCUCAUGUUUUAUGGCAUUACCACCACCCACCACCUCCACCUCCUCUUCCUCCUCCUCCGCCUCCUCCUCCUAUUCUCACAUCCCGUCCCGUUGCAUCGUCGGGACCAAAUCCUACGGGUUCUUGUCUCAGACAGGUCGAGUUAUGUGUCCGUGCUGCUGCAGUGGUUCGUUCCACACCGGGUCGGGGUCGGGAUUGGGAGGAGUGGGAGGAGGAUCGCGAUCGGACUUGUCGGGACUGGAGGGAGCAUCGUCAGGAGCAGGAGGGGGAUGCGCGUUUCCCUUAUCAUUGCCAUGUUUUGAGAAGAGGAAGUGUCGCCGAACAUUCUCUUUGUUCAUCAUGCUCCUGGUGACCUGUGCACUUCUCGGAUCUGUCUCGCUAUCUGCCAAGCAGCUGAUCUUCAUGAAGUUGGCAGACAAACAUUCAGAGCAGCUGCAAGGCGUAGGCGUAAUUGGUACCUGGAAGGAUUCGCAGCAUCAGCUGGACAACUUAGGCGUAAUGGGGACAUGGAAGAGCGCGCAUCAUCACAACUCCAAUGUGUCAACAGUCGAAUUUCACACUGCGAAAUCUGUCGGAGGUUUCAAUUUUGCGGGUAAUGCCAGCGUUCAAACCGGGACGCCCUUUUAUCAAUGCAUCCAAGGCAAACAUUCCGGGCGAAAAGGUGGUCAGCGCAAUCCAGCAAACACCGAGGGCUACAUUCUGGUCAGGACAAAUGGCGGCCUGAAUCAGAUGCGUGCAGCGAUUUGUGAUGUCGUCGCGAUUGCUAAGCAUAUCAAUGCCACUCUGGUUGUGCCUGAGCUGGACAAGACCUCAUUUUGGGCGGACUCGAGUGACUUUGAGAAUCUGUUUGACGUUGACCAUUUCAUCGAGUCGCUGAAAGGUGAAUUGCACAUAAUAAGAGAACUACCAGCUCAUAUGAAGUCAUGGCCGAUAUUCUCACUUGAUCCAGUGAGUUGGUCUGCAUCCGGGUACUAUACGCGAGUUGUACGGCCACUUUUGAGAAAGCACAAGGUUCUUCGCUUGAAAAAGGCGGACUCGAGGCUCGCGAACAACGCGCCGCAGGUGUCGCAGGAGAUCCAGAAGUUGCGCUGCAGGGUGAAUUUCAACGCAUUGCAGUUUGUCAAACCGAUCCGGGAUCUGGCAAAUGCAAUUGUGCAGAAGCUGAGAGCGAAUGGACCGUUCGUUGCUGUUCAUCUUCGGUAUGAGAUGGAUAUGCUGGCAUUUACUGGAUGUUCACAUGGCUGCUCCGGCCCAGAGAAGAAAGUGCUCAAGAGGAUGAGCUUAGGAUUUUCACGUAAUCCCGCGGAUAAUUCCGACGCCAAGAAAAGUGAUACUCCUGCCCUGGACCAGUUUACGAAGUUACCGCGCCUUGAGUACAGGAUACGAAAGACACGACAGCACACGGAAAGAGGUGCUUCUGAAAGAGCUCCUUCCAUCUCAGGAGUAUGGAUUGCUGAUGAAUCACUCUUCGCAACUGGCAGCGAUCGACUUCCUGGUCUCUGUAGAAAGCAAUGUUUUCUUAUCUACUUUCGACGGCAACAUGGCGAGGCUUGUGGAAGGCCAUCGCAGUCUCUAUCUCUGACAAGAAGUGCAGCAUCCCCACCACGACACAGACGGCAAUACACUUACGAAAUCGCAGCUGCCCCGACACCACCUGCAACGAUGGAGGAGGACAGGAGAGCAAGGUCCAAUGGUGCUCUUGGGAGAGGCAGUCUACGGAGGCCAUUGGUGGCGGCAUCAGACGGGACGAAUAACCCGACGAGGGCAGAGUCCGAGUACAUUGGCGAUGGUGACGUUUACAGGGGUCAUGCGCAAAUGGAACAUCACCACAGGUACUUCCGCGAAGGGGAAUCGGAGAUGGACCCUCGGCCGGCAACGUGGACGGAGGAUCAUCGGCGGCAUCUCUUGAAUCCGGAAGAGUUUUUGGACCUGGUGGAGGAGAAGAUAAGAGGUUGCAUGUGCUGCAUGGCUGUCAUUACAGCUUGUAUCGUGAGCUCCAUUCCAAGGAAUGGAGCAGAAAUCUGUCCGCGAAUGGCGGGACUAACGGAGGUUGCGCUCUUGGACUUUGCCGUAGAGUAAAAUGUGUGAGAGAGUGCUUUGCUCCACCUGCCUGCCCAACUAAGCAAAGAACGGGGACAGCUUUGGCCUUCGUGCCCCCAACUGAUAAAAUGGCCUGUGCUUCUGCUGCCCAGUACAGCUUCAGGAGUUGGCUUCCUUCUUCCAACUUGAAGGUCACAGGUUCAAAUCCUGCCCUUGCUUCUGAUAAAAUGAGAGGCUGUAGUCAAUGCGAAGUGGGAGAAUAGAGUGGCCUGCGACGUGCAGUGGUGAUGUAAAAAGGCACUGUGGGCUGAGCCCUUCUUCCUGUUGAGCUCUCUUCCUGGAUCCAAGUUGAAGGUCACAGGUUCAAAUCCUGCUUGUGUUUCUGUUAAACCACAAGUAAACUGCCCCAGCCUUG